AUGGCAGAGAUGCGGCCGGGGCCGGCGGCUGGGCUGCAGCUCAGCGCGCUGCCCGACCACUCCCCGCUGCUGCAGCCCAGCCUGGCCGAGCUGCGGCGCCGGGCCCGGGCGUCGGGCGCUCCGCCGACGCCUCUGCCACUCACCGACUCCUUCCUGCUGCGGUUCCUGCGCGCCCGGGACUUCGACCUCGACCUGGCCUGGCGGUUACUGAAAAAUUAUUAUAAGUGGAGAGCAGAAUGUCCAGAAAUAAGUGCAGAUCUGUGCCCUAGACGUAUUCUGGGACUUCUGAAGGCUGGUUACCUCGGAGUCCUGAGAGCCAGAGAUCCCACUGGCAGCAAAGUUCUUAUUUACAGAAUCGCACAAUGGGACCCAAAAGUUUUCACAGCUUAUGAUGUUUUUCGCGUAAGUCUAAUCACAUCCGAGCUUAUUGUACAGGAGGUAGAAACACAACGGAAUGGUAUCAAGGCUAUCUUUGAUCUAGAAGGCUGGCAGUUUUCUCAUGCUUUUCAAAUCACCCCAUCCGUAGCCAAGAAGAUUGCUGCUGUUCUUACAGAUUCCUUUCCAUUAAAAGUUCGUGGUAUCCAUUUGAUAAAUCAGCCAAUAAUUUUCCAUGCUGUCUUUUCCCUGAUUAAACCAUUCCUGACUGAAAAAAUUAAGGAACGGAUUCACAUGCACGGGAACAAUUACAAACAAAGCUUACUUCAGCAUUUCCCAGACAUUCUUCCUCUGGAAUAUGGUGGUACAGAAUUCUCCAUGGAGGGCAUUUGUCAGGAGUGGACAAAUUUUAUAAUGAAGUCUGAAAAUUACCUCAGCAGCAUUUCACAGAUCAGUCAAUGAGAAGAAGUUACUUAAUGUCAAUGACUUCCUAAUUGUAAAUACAUGAGUGAGAUCCUACCUGAUUAUAUGAAUGAAAGAAAAAAAAAUCCUUUAAGCUAAUUAACAUUUUUCUGAUUGAUCUUUUAAAAUGUAAAACUCUUCUGACAUGAGCAACAUGGAUAUUUGGGAAACUUCUUGACUUUUUAAAUGCAUUUUCUGUAUCUUUCAAGUAGUUAAAGGAUUCCUGAUUUUUAUACUUGAAAGCAU
Callorhinus ursinus (northern fur seal) is the source of this 1083-nucleotide messenger RNA. It is a transcript of the gene TTPA, whose product is annotated as alpha tocopherol transfer protein. The record is from RefSeq and is a predicted model, not a curated record. NCBI's taxonomy places the organism in Eukaryota, Metazoa, Chordata, Mammalia, Carnivora, Otariidae. Gene Ontology annotation, biological process: vitamin transport; vitamin E metabolic process. Gene Ontology annotation, molecular function: phosphatidylinositol bisphosphate binding; lipid transfer activity; vitamin E binding. Gene Ontology annotation, cellular component: membrane; late endosome.